UUAUGCUGAGUGCGAGAUAUUCCUUGUUUUCACUACGAUUUUCAUCAACAUUUUCUACACCACUACUUCCAAAGGGAGCCUUGGCAUAUAUCAAUGGCGAAUGGGUUAACUCCAAGAAUAAAAGCACAUUUGAUGUCUUCAAUCCUUAUACCGGAGACUUGCUCUAUAAAACCACCAAUUGCGAUCUACACGAAGCCAAAUUGGCUGUUGCUGCUGCGAAAGAGGCGUUCAAAAAGUGGUCGUUGGAGACAACUCCCAAGCAACGUGGUGCAAUUUUAAGGAAAUGGUUUGAUAUAUUUGUACAGAAAGAGGAAGAACUUGCUCGGCUUCUAACACUCGAACAGGGAAAACCGCUCGUUGAUGCCAGAGGAGAAAUCGGGUACUCCGCUGCGUUUCUUGACUGGUAUGCCGGUGAAGCGAGACGGAUCUAUGGACAGGUUGUUACUCCAGCUGUACUCAAUAGGGAGCACGUCCACAUCAGGGAACCGAUCGGCGUCGGGGUCUUAAUCACUCCGUGGAAUUUUCCAACAGCAAUGAUUGCACGUAAAGCUGGAGCUGCAUUGGCUGCCGGUUGUACACUUGUUGUGAAGCCAGCUCAUGACACCCCUCUAAGUGCACUUGCUUUAGCACAGACCGCUGAAGAAGCUGGACUUCCAGCUGGUGUUUUCAAUGUGGUAACUGCAGAUCACAAACAUACUGCAGAGAUGUCGAAAUAUUUCUGUGCAAGCACUGAUGUGGAUGUGAUAAGCUUCACAGGAAGCACUGCUGUAGGGAAGCUCCUGCUCUCCCAAUCGGCGUCGACGGUGAAGCGAGUGUGUUUGGAGCUUGGAGGUUCUGCCCCUUUCAUGGUAUUUGACUCAGCUGAUUUAGAUGUCACAGUUAAGGGAGCUAUGGCGGCAAAGUUUCGUGGUUCUGGCCAGACUUGUGUGGCAGCAAAUCGAUUCCUCGUCCAGCAAAAGAUUCACGAUGACUUUGUGACAAAAAUGACGGUUGCCAUGAAAGGCUUAGUGGUCGGAGAUGGAAUGAAUCCGAAGACAACAAUCGGCCCCAUGAUUAAUGAGGCUGCUAUUAAAAAGGCAAGUGAUAAUCACUCCAGUACUGAUAAAAAACAAUCAAUCUUGGACGGUUUACUCAAGGAUGCUGUUGCAAAGGGUGCUCGUGUUGUUCUCGGCGGAAAGAAAGGAAAAGGAACA
Haemonchus placei is the source of this 1193-nucleotide messenger RNA. Lineage: Eukaryota; Metazoa; Nematoda; Chromadorea; Rhabditida; Trichostrongylidae. The record is from the annotation of a GenBank genome assembly.